AUGAGACGAUCCAUUGAAAUUGAGGUGUCAUUAAAUGGGAAAAAAAAUAAAAGAGGAAAGGAUGCAAUCAAAUCCACCUCCGAAUCAAACCUUUCCCCAAAAUCAGAAAGGACAAAGGAAAGGUUAAAUGUGGAAAGAAAAUGGGCCAAUCGCAGACCUACUUUUGCAAGCCUAGGGAGUUGGACAAAUCCUGAUGCAUUGCGGCUUAAUGCUUAUGAAAACAAAGGCGGGGUGGCGGCUUUGUUUUACUCGCUCUCGUUCAGUGCUGCUCGAACUUGUGCACAAGAUGAAGUAUUGAACCUAUCGGUUUCGCCCAACAAGGAGCCCAACGACUGGGGAAUGCUUCCGAUGCAAACCAUGUACAGCAGCGAUGGAUGGGACUCUUAUUCCUGGGGAUUCCUAGCUGACUCCGACGUGAUUGAGAUUUCCAUCCAUAACCCAGGAAGGGAAAAAGACGCUACUUGUGGCCCUCUUAUCGAUUCUGUUGCCCUCAAGGCUUUGCGUAGGCCUCUAAAAACAAGAGGAAAUCUGUUGAAGAAUGGAAAUUUUGAAGAAGGUCCAUAUAUCUUCCCCAACACAACAUGGGGAGCUCUAAUUCCUCCCAACAUCGAGGACGACCAUUCCCCGUUGCCCGGCUGGAUAAUCGAAUCCCUCAAAGCCGUAAAGUACGUAGAUUCAGAACAUUUCAGCGUCCCAGAGGGAAAACGAGCUGUAGAACUCAUAGCAGGAAGGGAAAGCGCUAUUGCCCAGAUAGUGAAGACCAUCCCAGGCUGGUGGUACGAUCUAGUUUUCUCAGUAGGCGAUGCCAAGAAUGGGUGUGAAGGAUCUAUGCUAAUAGAGGCGUCUGCUGGGAAGGUCACGCUUCAGGUGCCCUACCAGUCCUCUGGUAAGGGGCAGUUCAUCCGAGCCACCCAUCGAUUUAGAGCAGUUUCAAGGCGCACAAGAGUCAGGUUUUUGAGCAGUAACUAUCAUAUGAGGAGUGACAAUACUGGAACAUUAUGCGGUCCUGUGAUUGAUGAUGUUCGGUUGUAUAGUCUUCGUAAACUACGUAUGUGAAGCGAUUCAGCCACAGAUACUCUCAAGCGUCAGAAUUUACAAAUCCUCGAGUUUACUCUCUCGCAAAGUCAUGAAUCGUGAUCAUCAAUAGCUUAUGAAGGAAAUCUAUUGUCUUGUUAUUGUGCUGGGGUGGGGUGAUUUUUUUUUUUUUUUCCUUUUUCCCUAAGAUUACUAUUACUGCUACUACAGAAACAAUUCAAACAGAGAAGAGAGCUUUUAAGUUGCUAUAUUACAGCAUUGGUCAGUAUAAAAUCAUACUCCAGAUUUUAGUUAAGGGACAUCUUAUCGUACAUGGUGAUGUUUAAUUGCUUCUUGCUGCCGGGAUAGAGUAUUAUUUGAAAUAUUAUUUAGAAUAAUUACGGUAGCACUUUUUGUGUGA
This is a messenger RNA of Coffea arabica (coffee), 1435 nucleotides long. NCBI's taxonomy places the organism in Eukaryota, Viridiplantae, Streptophyta, Magnoliopsida, Gentianales, Rubiaceae. The record is from RefSeq and is a predicted model, not a curated record.